AUGGCCGCGCAGAACACCUCAGCUAUCCAGUUUACGAGCCCCUCAAUUGAUUACGAAUUCUGGAAGGACUUCACCGACGAAGAAUGCACGUGGCUGUACGCGCCGCUGACGUCCUUGGGCCUGGAUCACGAGUUCUGGAAGGAUUUCUCCGAGGAAGACUGCACCUGGCUGUCUGGCCCUCUGGGAUUCUCGAUGGGUGAAGACACCUCCAUUGAGCACGCGUUCUGGGAGGACUACAGCGACGAGGAACAAACCAAGAGGCGGCAGCAGCGGCUGCACGCCGUUGCGGUGCGCGUGGGGCGGUUGAACGAGGACGAGCAGAGCACUGCGCGCUCCCCCCGUGCGUCGCUGGGCUUCUCCCCGCUGCGACCCACCAAGCCCGUGACUCAGCCGCGCAGCAACACGCCCACGCCCACGCACGUCAUGGGUGCACGCGCUGCUGCCACCACCACUGCUGCUUUGAAGAGUGCUGCUGUCAGCAGCACUGCUGUUGAGACUGCUUCCGUGAAGAGCGUUGCUGUGAAAAGCGUUCCUGUGAAGGCCGCAGUUUCAGCAGGCAAGGGAACGCGUGCAUCUGCAGCUGCACCAGCCAAGGCCGCUGCUGCUAGAAGCGUUGCUGUUAAGCCUGCAGCUGCAGCAGCUAAAGGAGCGCCAGCCAAGGCCACUCGUGUGACGCCUGCAGGUGCUGUGAAGAGCGCUGCAGUGAAGAGCGUUAAGCCUGCACCUGCCGCAGCUAAAGCAACGCCAGCCAAGGCCACUCGUGUGACUCCUGCAGCUGCUAAGAGUGUUGCUGCAAAGAGCAGCCCAGUGGGGUCGAUUCCAACAAAAGCAGCGGGAGAGAAGGUGAGGGAGCAGGACAAUGGGAGGGCAGCACAUACGGCGGUGCGUGCAGCAGCAGGGAAGGCGGCGAUGGGAGGGGUGGAGGCUGCAGGAGGGCGAGCAGCAGGUGUGGGGUGGGGUUCAGGGCGUGGUGGCGGUGGUGCGAGUGGCAUACCUCAGCCUGGGCAAAGCAGGGCAGCGCACACAGCUGCAGCGGCUAAGGCAGUGCAGGCUGCGCCUCACAGCACUCGUAAACCAGCUGCUCCAGCAGCAGCAGUGGCCGCCUCUCGCAUUCCCACGCCACGCACAUCAGCAGCAGCCAGUGGCAUUCCCAAGCCACGCAGCACAGCAUCCAAGAGAAGCAGUGAACGGUGA
Messenger RNA from Closterium sp. Naga37s-1, 1194 nucleotides. Lineage: Eukaryota; Viridiplantae; Streptophyta; Zygnematophyceae; Desmidiales; Closteriaceae. The record is from the annotation of a GenBank genome assembly.